Molecule: messenger RNA, 982 nt
Organism: Clupea harengus (Atlantic herring)
Lineage: Eukaryota; Metazoa; Chordata; Actinopteri; Clupeiformes; Clupeidae
Product: LITAF domain-containing protein-like
Cellular component (GO): cytoplasmic side of lysosomal membrane; nucleus; cytoplasmic side of late endosome membrane
Molecular function (GO): zinc ion binding
Source: RefSeq, a predicted model, not a curated record
CCCCCCAGUCUCCCUUUGCCACUGACUGAAGGAGCAUCUGUUAAAGACCUGAAUCUCCUGUGUCACACACAUACAGUUAGCUCAUGGAAAAGAAUCCAGUUCCUCCUCCUUACCCGGGAUUACAGACAGGUCCUGGCUAUGGUGCCGCUUAUCCGCCGUUACCUGCACACCAGCAAGGUCCAGGCCAAUUUCCCCCAACUCAAUAUGGAAUGAACCAGCCAGCCGCACCACACGUGGUGACGGUGUUGGUACAGCCAAAUUUGUCUGAUGUCCCUGGUCAGACACAGUGUCCGCAUUGUCAGCAACAUGUUACGACUGCAACCAGACACACAAACGGCCUUCUGACCUGGCUCCUCUGUGGCGGCCUCUUCCUGUUCCUGUGCUGGCCCUGCUCCUGUGUUCCAUUCUGUGUGGACUCCUGUAAGGAUGUGGAGCACUCCUGCCCAAACUGCCGCCAAGUGCUGUACCACUACAAGCGCAUGUGAAAGACCUGCUUCUGCAAUACCAAAUAUACCAAACAUACCAAAUCAUUGCCACGUACACAAAACACUAGAUUCAAAUCCACUGAAAAUAAAGAACACUAAUCUAUUGCUGUCUGUAUAUUUUACAUGCAAAUACUUUCAUUAAUCAUUUUUGCCAUGUUAUUCCCACUUGCAUGUAUUUCUAUCAUAAUAAUGUUGCUAUAGCAGUAUCAGGAAACACCUGGUGGUUGUGCUGUUUACUUGUUUCAUGUUGUUUUUCUGCAGUGUAAUGACUUAUGACUCUUUUCCCGACAAUGUGUACACUACAUAUUUAAGUAAUGAGGAAUAUAUUUUAUUAUAUAUAUAUAUAUAUUUUAUUUUGAAACAAUCCAUCAACCCUCCCCUAUAGACUCUACUUUGACACUAACUAUGCUAGUUGAUUGUAUUUUCAUAUUAAUGUGCAUCUCUAAAAAAUGCAUCCAAAAAGACUUUUGAAUUAUUAAAAAAAUAUAUAUAUUAAA